Ectocarpus sp. CCAP 1310/34 is the source of this 1233-nucleotide messenger RNA. Lineage: Eukaryota; Phaeophyceae; Ectocarpales; Ectocarpaceae. The record is from the annotation of a GenBank genome assembly.
AUGUGGCACUGCUGUGGGCUAUCGUUCGGGUACAACUUCAAUCAACCUAUUGCUGGAGCCGCGUGGCCGUCUUUCCUGCAGCAGCAAUCGUGGGGGCACAGGUUCAAUCAGCCCAUUGCCGGAGUCGAAUUGUCGGCGUCCUUGCAACAGCUAUCGUUCGGGAACCGCUACAAUCAACCUAUUGCCGGAGUCGUGUGGCCGUCCUCCCUGCAACAGCUAUCGUUCAGGGCAAGUUUCAAUCAGCGCAUUGCCGGGAUCGUAUUGCCGGCGCCCCUGCAACAGCUAUCGUUCAGGGCAAGUUUCAAUCAGCGCAUUGCCGGGAUCGUAUUGCCGGCGCCCCUGCAACAGCUAUCGUUCGGGGACCAAUACAAUCAACCUAUUGCCGGAGUCGUGUGGCCGUCCUUCCUGCUGCAAGUAUCGUUCGGGUUAUGUUUCGAUCAGCCUAUCGCCGGAAUCGUGUGGCCGUCCUCCCUGCAACAGCUAUCGUUCAGGGCAAGUUUCAAUCAGCGCAUUGCCGGGAUCGUAUUGCCGGCGCCCCUGCAACAGCUAUCGUUCGGGGACCAAUACAAUCAACCUAUUGCCGGAGUCGUGUGGCCGUCCUUCCUGCUGCAAGUAUCGUUCGGGUUAUGUUUCGAUCAGCCUAUCGCCGGAAUCGUGUGGCCGUCCUCCCUGCAACAGCUAUCGUUCAGGGCAAGUUUCAAUCAGCGCAUUGCCGGGAUCGUAUUGCCGGCGCCCCUGCAACAGCUAUCGUUCGGGGACCAAUACAAUCAACCUAUUGCCGGAGUCGUGUGGCCGUCCUCUCUGCAGCAGCUAUCGUUCGGGCCAACUUUCGAUCAGCCUGUUGCCGGAGUCGUAUGGCCGUCAUCCCUGCAGCAGCUAUCGUUCGGGUACUUCUUCAAUCAGCCUAUUGAUGGAGUCGCGUGGCCCUCCUCCGUACAACAGCUAGUGUUCGGGUACGACUUCAUUCAGCCUAUCGCCGGAGUCGCGUGGCCGUCCUCUCUGCAGCAGCUAUCGUUCUGGUGGAACUUCAGUCAGCCUUUUGCCGACGUCGUGUGGCCGUCCUCUCUGCAGCAGCUAUCGUUCUGGUGGAACUUCAAUCAGCCUAUUGCCAACGUCGUGUGGCCGUCCUCGCUGCAGCAGCUAUCGUUCGGGUCAAAUUUCAUUCAGCCUACCACCGGAGUCACGUGGCCGUCCUCCCUGCAAAAACUAUCGUUCGGAUUCAGAUUCAAGUAG